Molecule: messenger RNA, 2334 nt
Organism: Scomber japonicus (chub mackerel)
Lineage: Eukaryota; Metazoa; Chordata; Actinopteri; Scombriformes; Scombridae
Gene: micu1
Product: mitochondrial calcium uptake 1
Exons: 11
Coding region: 1-1461 (486 amino acids)
Biological process (GO): mitochondrial calcium ion homeostasis; calcium import into the mitochondrion
Cellular component (GO): uniplex complex
Molecular function (GO): calcium ion binding
Source: RefSeq, a predicted model, not a curated record
AUGUUCCGCCUGCGGGCAUUGUCCGCAGUUUCGGUGGGUCUGGGGCAGCUGUCCCGACGCUACCACAGUGGGGCAGCGCGAGGGUCAGGGCGGAGGAGACUAAUGCUGGCAGCCCUGGCUGGAGUAACUGGUGUGUCUGCUAGUGCUGGACUCCUCUGGACAAGAGCGUAUGCAGAUGCGGGGCCUUCUGUUGGACACUUUGAGAAGCCAGGCGGAGAGGAAGCUGAUUUUGUGAAGGAUACAGACUCGGAGACGGAGUCAGAGAAAUCAGUGGAGGCCAGCAAUGGAGAUGAAGCAACGGAUGAUGGUGGUGAGGGGAAAAAAAAGAAGCCACGCUCUGGAUUCCGUGACCGCAAGGUGAUGGAGUAUGAGAACAGGAUAAGGGCCUACUCAACUCCAGACAAGAUUUUCCGCUACUUUGCCACGCUGAAGGUCAUCGGUGAGCAUGGAGAUGCUGAGGUUUACAUGACGCCUCAGGACUUCAUACGCUCCAUCACUCCUAACGAGAAGCAGCCAGAGAACUUAGGCCUGGAUCAGUUCAUUGUGAAACGCUAUGAUGGGAAGAAGAUAGCCCAGGAGAGGGAGAAGUUUGCAGAUGAGGACAGCAUAUUUUUCACGCUGGGAGAAUGUGGCCUUAUCUCCUUCUCUGACUACAUCUUCCUCACCACUGUGCUGUCCACUCCCCAAAGGAACUUUGAGAUUGCUUUCAAGAUGUUUGAUCUGAAUGGUGAUGGAGAGGUGGACCUGGAGGAGUUUGAACAGGUCCAGAGCAUCAUUCGCUCCCAGACCAGUAUGGGCAUGCGGCACCGUGACCGCUCCACCACAGGAAAUACCCUGAAGACAGCCGGCUGCAGCUCCGCUCUCACCACCUACUUCUUUGGAGAAGACCUGAAGGGAAAACUCACCAUAGGCAGCUUCCUGGAGUUUCAGAGGAAACUGCAGCAUGACGUGCUCAAACUAGAGUUUGAGAGGAACGAUCCUGUGGAUGGCAGAAUCAGUGAGAGACAGUUUGGGGGCAUGCUGUUGGCCUACAGUGGCGUCCAGUCUCGUAAACUCAAGCAGAUGCAGAAGGGCUUGAAGAAGAUGUUUAAGGAUGCACAGGGCAUCACAUUUGAGGAGGUGGAGAAUUUCUUCACUUUCCUGAAAAACGUAAAUGAUGUGGACACAGCCCUCAGUUUCUACCACAUGGCUGGAGCGUCCAUAGAUAAAGUUACCAUGAAGCAGGUGGCCCGCACCGUGGCCAAGGUGGAGCUGUCAGAUCAUGUGUGCGACGUGGUGUUCGCUCUGUUCGACUGUGACGGGAAUGGAGAGCUAAGUAAUAAGGAGUUUAUAGCCAUUAUGAAGCAGCGUCUGAUGCGUGGGCUGGAGAAACCCAAGGACAUGGGCUUCACUCGUCUGGUGCGUGCCAUGGUGAAGUGUGCCCAGGACACCGCCUGGGACUUCGCCAUGCCGAAGACAUAAUCGAGACAGGACGAAGUGUGUGAGCGUGAGACAAAGACAGCAUGCGAAUACAACAUCAGCAGCAUCAAAGGCAUUCUCCUUCAACAGGUCACAAGAAUAUAAAUAUACAAGUAAUGCAAUGAACUCAUUAAGACAGAUGCUCUGAGGGGCACCAUCAAUCAUUACCGCAUGUCAGUGUAGUUCAAGCUAUCAAUAUAGUUCCUGAAGCAUGCUGACGCCGCACUGUGUGUCCCGAAAGGCUUUUCCUAGCAUGUCUCUCUAAGACAUCACAGGUAUUUGUAAAUGUAUAUUUGCCAUAUUCUGCAGAGGAAUGCCAGCAGGUAACUCUGUGACCCCUUUUUUCAAACGCUAAAACAGCACUUUUUUUUAUCAGUAGUUAACAUGUUUCAUUGCAAAAGGGAAAUAUCAAUCAAAGAAAUCAAUCUUAUUUGUAUUUUUAUCUGUAUAAAUGCUGCCAUAUGUCUGUCAUUUACUAAUGACAGACAUUUAUUUCUUUGAUGGGACACUGACCCUCGUGUCUGUAAUCUCAUAAGCGCCUCUUUGUUCAGCCCGCUAGCUCCAGCUGCAUCUUUGCUUCCAGCAAAUUGGCUCAUAAAGGAUCCAUGAUAAAGUGUUGUUCUAUAAUGUACUGUUUAAAGUGUGUAUUCUUCUGAUUAUUAUUGCUCUCUGAAAUACUUUAUAUAUAAGACGGAUGUUAAAAGAAAUGCUCUAUUAAAGAUGUUUUUAAUAAUGUACAUCUAAUUACAUUUAAAUGAUUGUUCUGUAUGGGGUGUAAGUCAGGUUGUUGUCUUGCCAUGUUCUCAUUUUCACUCUUUUGGGAUUAGCAAAACUAAUCUAUGGGGCACCAAGGAAUUUAUUUGUCGUGUAAUGAAA